UCUUUAUGAUUCAUGUAUACAUUGUGUCUUCUCCAUUUUUCAUUAUCACCAAUGGAGGAAGCCAUAGUUAUUUACCCAGCACCUAUGCUUACUCACCUGGCACCCUUGGUAGAGUUCGCCAAGCUCCUCAUCGCCACCCUUCCUUCACAACCUUCCUCCACCGUCCCCUCCCCCGUUCCUCCUUCCAUCAUCUUCCACUACCUCCCCACCGUCGACCUCCUUCCAACCUCAACCGACUUAGAUCCGCUUUUCUUCGACGUCAUCCGCCUCAGAAACCCCGAUGUCCGUCGCACCCUUCUCACCAUCUCCAAUAACUACACACUCAACGCCAUUAUCGUCGACUUCUUCUGCACCAGCGCAGCAUUCGAAGUGGCCUCCGAUCUCAACCUUCCAGCUUACUCUUUCCUCCCUACCGCCCUCGGUGCUGCUGCUUGCUUACUUUAUUUGCCCACCCUCUGUAACAAAUUCACUCAAAGCUUCCAACAUCUCAACGUUCUCCUUGAUAUCCCUGGUGCUCCACCGAUUCCAUCUGCAGAUAUGCCGCCGACAACGUUCAAAGGCAACAAGCUGUAUGACGUUUUCUUAGACAUCGCCACCAACUUGCCCCGUUCAACUGGGAUUAUUGUGGACACUUUUGAAUAUCUCGAGCCAAAGAGCUUCAAAGAGAUUAAUGAUGGACUCUGCUUGCCGGACUACCCCACGCCUCCCCUUUACUGCAUCGGACCUCUCAUUGUUAACACCACCGUGGACGGUGAUGGUGUUCCUCAGUGCAUAAAAUGGUUAGACUCUCAACCUAGUAAAAGCGUAGUGUUUCUUUGUUUUGGUAGCUUGGGAUCGUUUUCAGUGCAACAAUUAAAGGACAUAGCUGUUGGAUUAGAGAGGAGUGGGGAGAGAUUUUUAUGGAUUGUGAGGAACCCACCAUUAGAGAACCAAAGCUUGAACAUUGACACAAAAAUCGACCCGGAUUUGAAAUCAUUGCUUCCUCCAGGGUUCUUGGAGAGGACCAAAGAGAAGGGACUGGUAGUCAAAUCAUGGGCACCCCAAUUAGCCGUGUUGAAUCACGACUCGGUUGGUGGGUUCGUGACUCACUGCGGCUGGAACUCAGUGCUAGAAUCGGUGUGUGCAGGGGUUCCAAUGUUAGCGUGGCCGCUUUAUGCUGAACAAAGGUUCAACAGGGUGUUGAUGGUAGAAGAAAUGAAGAUUGCGUUGCCGAUGGUGGAGUCGGAAACCGGGUUCGUGAGUUCAACUGAGGUGGAGAAACGAGUCAAAGAAUUAAUGGGGUCGAAAGAAGGUGACUCAGUUAGGGAGCGAGCCUUAGCCAUGAAACAUGCAGCGAAGGUGGCGACGAGUGAGGGAGGUUCCACUCGCAUUGCGCUGGCCAAACUUGUCGAGUCAUGGAAGCAAAAAUGACUCGGACUGAAUCGCCAAACCACCACGUAGGUUGUGAGGUAAAACCCAUGGUCAAUAAGUGAAACACGAGCGUUCGACUCGGUCGUUAUAAUCCCUAUUGUGCUGAUUCGACAAACUGAAAACGUUGUUCGAAUUAUUAUUUUUAUUAUCUUUGUUGUUGUGGUAUUGAUUAUAUUAUGCUUGUAUUUUUAAUUAAUUAAUUAAUUAAUAUCCUUAGUUCAAAUA
This is a messenger RNA of Gossypium raimondii (Peruvian cotton), 1635 nucleotides long. Its product is annotated as UDP-glycosyltransferase 88A1. The transcript has a single exon. Gene Ontology annotation, molecular function: UDP-glycosyltransferase activity. Bases 13 to 1410 code for a protein of 465 amino acids. Lineage: Eukaryota; Viridiplantae; Streptophyta; Magnoliopsida; Malvales; Malvaceae. The record is from RefSeq and is a predicted model, not a curated record.